This is a messenger RNA of Columba livia (rock pigeon), 1439 nucleotides long. Its product is annotated as gastrula zinc finger protein XlCGF49.1-like. The transcript has a single exon. The record is from RefSeq and is a predicted model, not a curated record. Lineage: Eukaryota; Metazoa; Chordata; Aves; Columbiformes; Columbidae. Gene Ontology annotation, molecular function: RNA polymerase II cis-regulatory region sequence-specific DNA binding; DNA-binding transcription factor activity. Gene Ontology annotation, biological process: regulation of transcription by RNA polymerase II. The coding region runs from base 151 to 882 and encodes 243 amino acids.
UCACAGAGAGAGGCAGAGGAUGUCCCUGAGGGUGGGAGCUGGGGGAUCCAGUUGAGGCGCCCUCAUCCACGCCCCCUCCCAGCCCCCCAGCAGCAGGAGAAGAGCCGCCCCACGUCCCCUGAGUGCAACAAGAGCUUUGGGAAGCAGGCGAUGCUAAAUGUCCACAUGCGGAGCCAUACAGGUGAGAAGCCCUACACCUGCAGCCACUGCGGCCAGUGCUUCAGGCACCAUGGCUACCUGAAGAAGCACCAACGCAUCCAUACUGGUGAGAAGCCCUUUGCCUACAUCCAUUGUGGCAAGUGUUUGCGCCAGAAGAGCAUCCUGAUCAUACACCAGCGCCUCCACACCGGGGAGAAGCCCUUCACCUGCACUGACCGCGGCAAGAGCUUCAGCCAUAAGAAUUACCUGGUGAGUCACAGGCGUGAGCACACCGGGGAGAAGCCCUUCAUCUGCAGCCACUGCGGCAAGAGCUUCAGGGAGAAGAAGACUUUCAUCAUCCAUAAGCGCCUCCACACCAGGGAGUGUCCUUUCGUCUGCACCCAGUGUCCCAAGACCUUCAGAGACAAGAGGAUCCUCACCAACCACAAGCACAUCCACACUGGGGAGAAGCCCUACAAGUGCAGCGAGUGCAGGCAGACCUUCCGGCAGAAGUACCACCUGGACAUCCACCAGCAGUGGGUGCACCAUGGUCCAUGGGUGGUGCAGUUGGGUGGCCAGGGAGAGAGGGAAGGUCCAUCCCCAGUGCAGACACAGGCAGAGGCCAAGCCCUUCCAGUGCGGUGUCUGCGAGAAGCGGUUUUGGAAGGAGAGGCUCAUGCUGGCUCACCAGCGCACCCACGGCACCCCCAGCCUGCAGCCGCCUCCGCAGCCCGGCACCCCCUGAAUCUGCUGCUGAGGGGCCAAUGGGGCCUGGGGGCUGUUGUGGGGGGAUGUGGGGGGAUGUCCUGGUUUUGUUUGGAUCAGAGUUAAUAUUCUUCCUACUAGCUGGUAUAGUGCUGUGUUUUGGAUUGAAGAUGAGAAGAAUGUUGCUAAUACACAGAUGUUUUAGCUGUUGCUGAGCAGUCAAGGACUUUUCAGGUUCUGGUGCCCUGCCAGCUGGGAGGGGGCACAGCCGGGACAGCUGAAACAAAGUGGCCAAAGGGCUGUUCCUUACCAUAUGGUAUCAUGUCCUGUAUAGAAACUGGGGGAACUUGGCUGGGGGCACUGCAGCUCAGGGACAGACAGUGUCAGACAUCGGUCAGUGAGUGGUGAGCAAUUGUGCUGUGCAUCACUUUUUUGUAUAUUCUUACAUCAUCACCAUUGUAAUUAUUCCUUUGCUAUUCUAUCCUAUUAAACUGCCUUAACCUCAACCCACGAGUUUUACACAUGUCACCGGAUGAGCCCAAUUUAAGUUUAAUGUUAAUCAUUUAGCCUAAAAAUAAAAAGUUUUAAAUAGAAUGA